GUUCAGGCUCCCUUCCCUCCUGUCCCCUCCUCUCCAGGCCGGUGCUGUGGCCACGUCUGAAAGCCACUCAUUGUGCUAGCUACGCAGCAGAGAAGGCGCCACGGCCCCCGGACAGGGGAGGGCAGGGCAGAGCAGAGCGGUGCAGCCCGGGCUCCGGGCACCGCUAGCUGAAAACAGGCCCCGUGCCACCAUGGCCUGGCUCCGUAUUUCCAGCACCACCAUGGCCGUCCUCUUCAUGGUGCAGAUGGGCCUCCUGCUCUACCUGUACGGUCACCACAACCACUUGCUGCCCUCGCUCAAGGAGAAGCCGGCCCACGUGCACGUGCUGAUCUUGUCCUCCUGGCGCUCGGGCUCCUCCUUUGUGGGCCAGCUCUUCAGCCAGCACCCCGACGUCUUCUACCUGAUGGAGCCAGCCUGGCAUGUGUGGGUGACCCUCUCCCAGAGCAAGGCCGAGGUGCUGCACAUGGCUGUGCGCGACCUGGUGCGCUCCGUCUUCCUCUGUGACAUGAAUGUCUUCAGCGCCUACCUGCCCUGGUACCGAAACCUGUCUGACCUCUUCCAGUGGGCCGUCAGUCGGGCCCUGUGCUCCCCGCCAGCCUGCAGCGCCUUCCGCAGGGAGGACAUCACGAGCGAGGCCGCGUGCAAGAGCCGGUGCGGCCGGCAGCCCUUCGGGGCCGUGGCCCAGGCCUGCCAAUCCUACAGUCACGUGGUGCUCAAGGAGGUGCGCUUCUUCAACCUGCAGGUGCUCUACCCGCUGCUGACUGACCCCUCCCUCAACCUGCACAUCAUUCACCUGGUCCGGGACCCCCGAGCUGUGCUCAAGUCCCGCGAGCAGUCGGCCAAGGCCCUGGCUCGGGAUAAUGGCAUCGUGCUGGGCACCAACGGCACGUGGGUGGAGGCGGACCCCGGGCUCCGGGUGGUGCAGGAGGUGUGCCGCAGCCACGUGCGCAUCACCGAGGUGGCCAUGCAGAAGCCGCCGCCCUUCCUGCAGGGCCGCUAUCGCCUGGUGCGCUUCGAGGACUUGGUUCGCAACCCCAUGGCUGAGAUCCAGGGCAUGUAUGACUUCGCCGGCCUUCGCAUCACUCCCCAGUUGGAGGACUGGAUCUAUAACAUUACGCACGGCCAGGGGCCUGGCCAGCUGAAAGAGGCCUUCAAGAUCACCUCCCGGGAUGCCCUCAACGUCUCCCAGGCCUGGCGCCAUGCGCUCCCCUUCCCAAAGAUCCAUCGGGUACAAGAGUUGUGCGCUGGCGCCCUGCGGGUGCUGGGCUAUCGGCCAGUUGACUCUGAGAAGGAACAGAAGGACCUCACUUUGGAUUUAGUACUGCCCCAGGGAAAGAGCAAGUUCAGCUGGACCUCACUGGCAUCCUCCCACACUCCAGAGGAGUAGGACCCAAAGCCUGUCCUUCCUGGACACCUGGGAAGUGUUUAUUUAUGGACAUUGGAAGAUCGUCAGCUACCCGGAUCCUUCCCCACCUCCUGUAAAUGCAAGGAGGGCUUGUCUCCGAGAGAAAAGCUGGAUAAUCUAGAAAGGGGAGGGAACUUUCUCCACUAGUACUCAGAUUUGCUGAUGCUGGGAACAGUUUUAUGCAGACAAUACCUGACUUUUAUAACUGAAUGGAUUUUUUAAAAAAGUUCCAAAACACCACUGAUUUUUCCCUCUUAUUAUUAAUUUUUCUUUGACUCCUUUUCAGUUGGCCAAACCUUUUAUUUCUCCUCCCCCCCCCCAGUCUCCAUCCUAUUCUCCUGUUUGACACCGGAGUACUAUAUGCCUAUA
Molecule: messenger RNA, 1774 nt
Organism: Dromiciops gliroides (monito del monte)
Lineage: Eukaryota; Metazoa; Chordata; Mammalia; Microbiotheria; Microbiotheriidae
Product: carbohydrate sulfotransferase 6-like
Exons: 2
Coding region: 191-1387 (398 amino acids)
Biological process (GO): keratan sulfate proteoglycan biosynthetic process; carbohydrate metabolic process; N-acetylglucosamine metabolic process
Cellular component (GO): Golgi membrane
Molecular function (GO): N-acetylglucosamine 6-O-sulfotransferase activity
Source: RefSeq, a predicted model, not a curated record